This is a messenger RNA of Cylas formicarius (sweet potato weevil), 3612 nucleotides long. Its product is annotated as moesin/ezrin/radixin homolog 1. The coding region runs from base 232 to 1944 and encodes 570 amino acids. The transcript is spliced from 6 exons. Gene Ontology annotation, biological process: positive regulation of early endosome to late endosome transport; regulation of cell shape; positive regulation of protein localization to early endosome. NCBI's taxonomy places the organism in Eukaryota, Metazoa, Arthropoda, Insecta, Coleoptera, Brentidae. Gene Ontology annotation, cellular component: microvillus; adherens junction; apical part of cell. Gene Ontology annotation, molecular function: actin binding; cell adhesion molecule binding. The record is from RefSeq and is a predicted model, not a curated record.
GGCCGGACUUGGGUAGAUGUUUGCCGGCUUGCGAGUCGAUUGUUUCGUUUAAUUUCAAAGUUCGAAUCACCGCGAGCUCAGCGUAAGGGCGUUUAUUGCGAGAAUAAAAGUGAAUUUGUUUUUGCGGUGCGGAAAAUCUUUCGAAAAACUGUUGCGGUUAAUUUUGUGGCGCGACCGCGACUCGUGUUGAUUUGAUAUUUUGUUGUUUGCCGAUCGCUUCGGGAAAACAAGAUGGUAUCUUCCAGCAAAAUGAUGAACGUACGGGUGACGACUAUGGACGCGGAGCUGGAAUUCGCGAUCCAGCAGUCGACGUCCGGGAAACAGCUCUUCGAUCAGGUCGUCAAAACGAUCGGCCUCAGGGAGGUCUGGUUCUUCGGUCUGCAGUAUACGGACUCGAAAGGUGACCUCACUUGGGUCAAGCUUUACAGAAAGGUUAUGGCGCAGGACGUGAAAAAGGAGAACCCUUUGCAGUUCAAAUUCCGCGCAAAAUUCUAUCCCGAGGACGUCGCCGAGGAGCUGAUCCAGGAUAUCACGCUGCGUCUGUUCUACCUCCAGGUGAAGAACGCCAUCCUGUCGGACGAGAUAUACUGCCCACCCGAAACAUCCGUCCUGCUCGCUUCCUACGCCGUCCAGGCACGCCACGGCGAUUACAACAAGUCCUCGCAUCAGCCGGGAUUUUUGUCAAACGACCGGCUUCUACCUCAGAGGGUGAUGGACCAACACAAGAUGUCGAAGGAGGAGUGGGAAAAUAGCAUAAUGACGUGGUGGAAGGAGCACCGGGGCAUGCUCAGGGAAGACGCGAUGAUGGAGUACCUAAAGAUCGCGCAGGAUCUCGAGAUGUACGGCGUUAACUAUUUCGAAAUCAGGAACAAAAAGGGCACCGAACUGUAUCUGGGUGUGGACGCUCUGGGCCUAAACAUAUACGAAAAGGACGACCAGUUGACGCCGAAGAUCGGUUUCCCGUGGUCCGAGAUCCGGAACAUCUCGUUCAACGAUCGCAAGUUCAUCAUCAAACCGAUCGACAAGAAGGCGCCCGAUUUCGUGUUCUUCGCGCCACGCGUGCGAAUCAACAAGCGCAUCCUCGCCCUCUGCAUGGGCAACCACGAGUUGUACAUGCGACGUCGGAAACCGGACACCAUCGACGUGCAGCAAAUGAAGGCGCAGGCGCGCGAGGAGAAGCUCGCCAAGCAGCAGCAGCGCGAAAAACUGCAAUUCGAGAUCGCGGCCCGCGAACGCGCCGAAAAGAAACAGCAGGAGUACGAGGACCGACUCAAGGCGAUGCAAGAGGAGAUGGAACGGAGCCAACAGAACCUGCACGAGGCGCAGGAGAUGAUCCGACGACUGGAGGAACAGCUGAAGCAGCUCCAGGCGGCCAAGGACGAGCUCGAGAAGCGCCAAAACGAGCUGCAAACGAUGAUGGAACGUUUGGAGGAGAGCAAGAACAUGGAGGCGGCGGAACGGCAAAAAUUGGAGGACGAGAUCCAGGCGAAGCAGGCGGAGGUACAGCGCAUCCGCGAGGAGGUCGAAGCGAAGGAUUCGGAAACGAAACGCCUCCAGGACGAGGUGGAGGCUGCUCGGCGCAAGGAAGAGGAGCUCAAGGCGCAGCAGUUGGCAAACGCUACCAAAGGUCACCUCGAGGAGAACAACCACGACGACGACGACGAAAUGGUGAACGGUGACGUCAGCAAGGACCUCAGCACCGACGAGAACAUCGUCGACCCGAUCGAGGACAGGCGCACGCACGCCGAGAGGAACGAGCGUCUGCAGGAUCAGUUGCAGGCGCUGAAGAAGGACCUCGCACAGUCGCGAGACGAAACGAAGGAAACUGCGAUGGAUAAGAUCCAUAGGGAGAACGUGCGCCAAGGCCGCGACAAAUACAAGACGUUGCGCGAGAUCCGCAAGGGCAACACCAAGCGCCGAGUCGACCAGUUCGAGAACAUGUAAAAUCUUAAGUGUCGAAACCAGUUAAGUAAUGCAAAAUAACGCUUUCGAAAAUGAAAAAAAAAAAACGAUAAUUCCCGAUUUAAAAAAGAAGUAAACACAAACAAACCAGUAACUGAUGAAAUUGAAAGGUUCAAUGCCUUAUCCAAAUGCUCAACGAUUGAUUGAUUAAGGAAACAGCAAUUUUUUAUGAUCCGAAUCGGUGUUUAUAAAUAAUAUUUUUUAAGCAUAUUUCCUUCUAGUAUUCGCGCUGUAACAUAUAGAGCUUUCCGCUCGAAUAAGUGGCCUUAGUAUUUUUCGCUUUCCCGUUUAGACAUAUUUACUGCUUUUUAUAUAUUUUAUAUAUAUUUAGAGAGUGCGAGAGAGAAAGAGAUGCGACGUGCGACACCUUGCAAAGUUUAGAUCUGUUCCCGCUUCUGAAGGUUCCGAAUCCUUCUUCCUCCUUCUCCUUCUUGUCCCUCAUUGCCUAGCGUAAACGCAUUCCAUUUAAUUAACGGUAGGUUUCACUUAAUUGUAGUGCCAUUCGGUAAAAAGUCGUCUAUUUAGUUUCGGAUUGGGAUUAGAUGUAUUUAUUCAUUCGCAAUUGUCCCCGAUCCGACAGUGUUUGUAUUUUCGAACUUUAUCCUCUGCUGUACGCCUAAGUCGUCGAUUUGAAGCGGAUUUCACGGAUUAUUAGUUUGCUGGUGGCUAGUGGAAUGUGGCAGGAAGUUUUGAUAAGGGAGGUGCUACCUUUAUAGCUAUUUGAUAAAAGAGGCGUUGAGUAUUUCCACCGAGUGGUCUUUACGUGAGAAUAGGAAACUUUGUUGCUCAUCUGGUUACUAUUUGAUGGCGUUGUGGUUUUGGGAAUGUUUUUUGCCAAUGAAUAUUACUUAAAGUACUUUGUAUUAAAUGAAAUAUGUAAAAGGAACUGGGGCAAGGUCGGAAUACCUUAAUACCUUUCCCAAGACGACAAGAAAAAUUACCCGCGCCACUGUACGAGAAGUACUCACAGAAAAUUCCUGCUACAUUCUAAAUAGUCACCCAACAAAGCUGUUUAACUUUACCACCUGGUAAUAAGAUCGCAUGUCCGCUUGCAAUCGAUAGUUCCUUCUUGAAGAGUAAAAAUACUAUUAUACUAUAUAUACUAUACCCGACCAAAUACGUCAAUUUUACACUACGUCCAUUCGCUAUAAAACCGGUAUGGUGCUUCCGUAUAAUACAGCAUGGGGCUCUUCGGUAGUGCUAAAACGUUUUGUAAAUAAUUCAGCUUUCGAAAAGGUGACCGCCACGGGUCGAAAUAUUUUUUGUAAUCUUUAAAAAAUGUGUAAAUAUAUAUAUAAAAUUAUUUGUACCGAGCCGAGUUGCCUUCUUACUGUUUAAGGAACUUUCCCCUCUAAGAUUUUGUCGUUUUUGUAUAAUUAUACCUAUAUUUGGUAUGCUAGAUGAUAAGUUUGUUAUAUUAUACAUAACGAGCACUAGUUUUUGCCAAUCUUUUUUAUGUUGUGCGUUUUCCCUUUUCACGUCAUUCAUCGGAGCAAGCAUUUCAGUUGAUAGUUUUUGUUGUUGUUAUACCACUACAUAUCGGUUGCAACUUUUCCGGCGCAUUUAAUGAUACCGGACAGUCCGCAGUGACUACUUAUUCAUUUAUAUAUACUGUUAGGGUAAUUAAUAAACAUUUUUAUUUGGAUUUAA